CGGCGACGGCCGAAAGGAACGCGGCGGCGCGUAUUUAUUUGCCGAUCGAGGCCAGUGAACUUGGAAAGGAAAAACGCAGACGUGAAAGGGGCGCUCAUUCUUUCCCCGUUAUGGCGGCGACGGCGAAGGGCGUCGCGAAACCAGAACGUGUGCCCACACGCCGCACGGCCAAUGGAGGUUAGUAUAUAAGGCGCCGCGCGGCAUUGGCCCAGACCUAGAUCGCCCCCACGGAGCAGACGCAACCCGCAGCCAUGAAUCCGAUGCACCUCUUCCUCGCUACCGUGGUGUGCGCGCUGCUGUUGGCGUUGCCGACGCACCAACAAGGUCUGCUGGGUCUGAUGGCCACGGCGGCCAUCAUGAGGCGAUUCCGCGGUAACAACCAGAACGAGAACAGCCAGAGCCAGUCCCAAGGGCAGACGCCACUAGCAUCGCAUCCGGAGCCCUCCAUCUAUGGCCUACCUUCGCAGAACGUCCCGUUUUACGCGGGUGGAUACCCCGGUGCCUAUGGUGGCUCCCUGGGCGCGCCAACCGGUCUGGCCCCGGGCUUCGGCGGAGGCUUCCCCGGAGGUAGCGCAGCCUUUGCUCCUGGCAACAACCCUAGCACCUACUCGGCCAGCUUCGGUGGCAUGAACUUCAACACGGGAGGCUUUGGCGGUGCACCGGCGGCUUCCACGUCUUCCGGCUUUGCGCCUGGAGGUUUCGGAGGCCUGCCCGGUGCAGGCGGUGUGCCUUAUGGGGGCUAAGUUUGCUACUGCCGACGACCACACUCCAUCGGCACUUCGUGCUUCUGUGAUUCCGUGCUGAGCUGCGCAGGUCUUUAAAUCCAGAAUGCCGGCGGCAAGCUCACACGCUUUAUUGACAGUGUCCGCGUCUGAGCCCCAAAACAUUGGCAUCGUUCGCGAUCACGAAUAUUUCUCGGAAACUCGUUCCUUCGCUAAAAGAGCGGGGCGGGCGGUAAUGGGGCAACAUGUGGGCUCCACUCGUGUUUUCAGUCUAUGUUCAACGUUUCCAGUUUUGGAGCGCAGAGACGGAGUGGAAGACAGACAGGUAACGUGGGCGCUCGGGUGUGCUGCUUGACUAGUACAGCGGGCCCUUUAUUUACCUUUUCUUGUUUCCUUCUGUUUCUUUUGCAAGAACAUCUUAUAAUUCCUUUGAGAUUCGAGAUAAUCUCAAUGAUUCAUCCAUGUUUUUCCGCUGAAAAAAACCCAAAAGGCUUGCCUAGCAUAUGAAGUUCCAGGAGUGCGUACAUCACACAUGAUUUAGUCAGCUCAGCAAGAAAUCAGUGGCACGGAGUGCGCAAUCACAACGCUAUCUUGCAAUUUUCUCACCCCCCGUUGCAGCUCUCUCCGGAGGAGAGUGCUGCGCUUCUCACGAGUGCUUUCCCACAGUCUACGUACGUCCGCGCGUGACGCUUGCCGCGCGAAAAAAGUUACAAUGCACACUGCCAUUCCAGUCUCGAAGGUUGCGCGAGCUGGUUUACUGCGUUAACUGCAUUUGACGUCUAAUUGUUUACAUCCACCGCUAUCCUAUACCGGAAAAAGGAAUACAUAUUAUGCAGAUUGCCAUGCGCGUUCGGGCACUACCAAGGCUUUAACUCGCAGAGAGCUUUAACCCCACUACCAUUCGAUUGAGCCUGGUUGCCGUUAGAAUGGUAGCUCUGUCCUCUAUCUCACACUACUCCUUGUGCCCUUACCACAGCGUAUGCAGUGCUGCUCAAGAAGGCGUAGGAAAUUAUAGACUUCAGGAUAUUUUUAUUACUAUUAAUUGAAGAAUGCUUAUACGAGGAUUUAUACAAAACGGGUAAAAAGCGUCAUGUAUCCUCCCUGCCUUAACGAUAAAGAUGGCGUAAUACUUUUUUUUUCAAAACAUCUUCAGGCACGUAUAAAUUUAACGGAAUUAAUGAAGCACAUGGAAUCUUGCUUAAUGGCAUUAUUUCUAUUGCACAGUAAACAGCUUGAAACAUGUGUGCAUAUCGCAGACCACCGAGCACAUUUACGAAGCAGCCAUUGAGACUGCUUGCUCGUAGAAGCGACUGCACUGCCUUAUUUAAUUUUUGAAGCUAUUAUGGCGCUCGCCUUAGCUGUGGUGCGGGCGCACCACUUUUCAUAACGUAAUUGCAGCUAGACUGCAGCCACCAUAACCUCUCACAUGCAGCCCUAGGAGCGCGCGACAGUCGUUCCUUCAGGGUCUUAGGCACGUGUAACUUACUCAGUGGCAGUUACAUAUGCUCCACACGUCUCACACUCUCAACAUCCCGAGGCCAUGAGCGGUGUCUUGAAUGCACCCAUGAGCCAUUAUCACGAAACUCUCGCGACGUCAGUAGUAUUGUGACGGCGCGUGUUCUUUGAAAAAUAUGUUAUAGUUCGGGCUGGGGCAUCGGCGGCUGUCGAAAUAUUAGACUGUCUGCGACUCGUUAGGUGAUAUGAAGGAGCGUGACCCUCGUCCAUCUUGACAAACAGUCCUCCACCUACGGUCCCUGACUCGUUUUUAUGAUGUCAACAACUGUGGUGCUAAAUGUAGCCUCAUGAACACAUUCGGCUUUCAUGUUUGAAUGCGUGAACAAUUCCACAGCUCGGCAUAUAGUCCAAGUAAAGUCGCUACAGUGGCGUAACGUGCAUUGAUCCCACCCAAGAGAUAAGCGGCGGCCACAAAAAUUUGCAAAAAUGAAAAAAAAAGAUCGCUGCAAGUAUCUAGGCGCAAUUUAGUAGAAAUAUUCAUGGGGUUAUCAUUUACAUCCGUGAGCCAGUUCACUACGGGCCUUAAGGGUCACAGCUCCUUUCUUCUCACUCGGUCGUCUCUCAUCGAACCAUCAAACAGUGGUCAGUGCUCUGUAGUUUUUUCAAGAGGCCACGCUUGCGUGCAUAUGAAUAGGUACAGAAAUAUAUGGCAAAAUGACAUAUGCUGCUGCACUUUCGUACCUUACGCCAGCUGCGACCACCGUCUAAGUGUUUCACAUUGGCACCUCGGCAAUGCAGGGCGCCUGGGUUGGCUUCCGGCGUUGCUGUUUCUUGAGGUCACCAUUCUGUCGAUACGGCUAGCAGUGAAUACUGUCAUCAGUUGUCCCUGCUUCGCUGCCCCCAGAAAACCUCGCUCAGGAAAUAAUUCAAUUCAUCUCUAGUCUCACACGCUGACGCAACCCUGAUUCUCGAACUGCUUGAGCACUCCAGCCCUAAUCUAGAUACACGCGAGUUUCGUAUGCUUUUGUAAAUAGCUUUCCCUCUUCAACGCGGGUUCCCUACGUUGUACCACUAGUGCCGAAAAUAAACCGAAAUGAUA
Dermacentor silvarum is the source of this 3276-nucleotide messenger RNA. RefSeq names its product keratin, type I cytoskeletal 9-like. The record is from RefSeq and is a predicted model, not a curated record. The transcript is spliced from 3 exons. The coding region runs from base 252 to 743 and encodes 163 amino acids. Lineage: Eukaryota; Metazoa; Arthropoda; Arachnida; Ixodida; Ixodidae.